Messenger RNA from Besnoitia besnoiti, 6057 nucleotides. RefSeq lists its product as uncharacterized. Lineage: Eukaryota; Apicomplexa; Conoidasida; Eucoccidiorida; Sarcocystidae. Bases 1 to 6057 code for a protein of 2018 amino acids. The transcript is spliced from 15 exons. The record is from RefSeq and is a predicted model, not a curated record.
AUGGCACCGUCGUUUGCCGGGUCGCAAGAGGAUGAUGCUUGUUCAGUCUCCUCGCUCUCUGCUUCCGGCUUCCCUCCUUCGGACUUUGGCGCCUCUGCGCUGGCGUAUGAUCUGUCCUUGAGUCCUGGCAGCGAGGGCCUCGCUUCUGCGCACGUCCCGCCUCUCCUGUCGUCUUCCUUGCUGGAUUCUUCGUCCUCACUUCCUCCUGCGCCCUUGUGUCUCGUGUCUCCAACCUCUUCCUCCCCCUCUUUUCUGUCUCCGAAUCUCUCUUGUUCUUCGCUGCCUUCGCCGUUUUCCUCCUCACCACCGCUCUGCGUGUCCUCCCCGCCGGUCUCGCUGUCGCCGCUGCACGCGGACUCUCCGCCACCGUUCUCGUCGCUGUCUUCUUCGCCACCGCGCUCGGCGUCGCCCUCGCCCGCGGCACCUUCCGCGCCGUUCUUCUCGUCUGCUGCAGUCCCGUCGCUCUGUCUCUCCUGCACGCCGCUGUCCUUUCCGCCGCCGCUCUCCUGUUCGCACCGGCCGUUUUCUCCCUCGGGACAGUCGGGCGCCUCGCUGUCUUCCUCCUCUCCGCUCUCGUCGUGCUCCUCCAGCGCCGGCGCGGCCUCUCCCCUCCCUUCUGCGCGCCUCUCCGCGCCGCUCGCUGUGCUGGCCUCCGCCACCUCGCCUGCCGCCCCGCCUGCACAGACGGCAGAUGACCUCCGCCUGCUUCCUUUCCUCUGCAGCCGCGUCUACGUCGAGUUCAACUCGCAAGCGGAGUUGCCUGCGGAGGUGCGGCUUGCCCUCCGCUAUCCACACGGCUACGAGCUGACGCUGACGCGGAAGCAGAAAACGCGCGGCGUCGCGCCGAGCGAUGGCGAGAGGGCUGAGGACGCGGCCGCUCGCGGCGAAGACCCCCAGGGGCUGAACAGAAAACGGGGCGGUGUGCGCGCGAGACAGCGCGCGAAUUGCGAGGUCCCCGAGGCCGCAGAGAAGGACACUCGCGGCACGCUAGGCAGGCGGAAACGCGCAGCGGCAGCGGAAGACGCCGCGGAGUCCACGCGAGCGGUCGUUCCGCAGUCGCCAGCCUCGUCGUCGCCGGACGAUGAACACUCCGCGCAAAGCUGUCUCUGUCCUCUUUGCCGGUUAAGCCGCGCCCUGGAGGAGGCGGGUUCACUCUUGCGGCCUUUCGGGCUCUCCGUGGUGAAGAAUUCCAGUUUUUUCCAGCGCUACGCAGUCGCGUGUCAGCACGCGCCCUCGGCCUCCUCUUCGUGUAGCUCGUCGUCUCCACUCAAGGCGUUUCCGGCUGCGGCUGGGACCACGCCUUGUGUGGAGGAGAACGCACUGGCCGUGGUGCCCUACUCGCCUCCCGCGGUGUCUACGUUUCCGCUGCUUCCUCCGUCGCUCGCCUCUGCGCCUCUCGCGACCAGCCCGUUUCCUUCGCCGUUUCCGCCGGCGGCGCUGCCGGCGCUGCCGGCGCAUGCGCGCGACGCGGCAGUUCUGGUGUGCACCAAGCCCGAGCGCCUGUGCGGGGCUCCGCCGGGAGGGGUGGUGAAGAAGCGCCGCUCGUCCUCGGUUUCCUUCUUGUCUCCCGACCCGGCGCUGCCGUUCGACUUGAUGGAAGACGUAGUUAAGAACAUCAACCGCGGAGAAGAACUCGCAGAUCCGCGUCCGCCUCGGCGCCGAGAGACAGGGCGACCGGCGCGACGCGGAGGACCGGAAGGCCUCCGCCGCGGCCCCCGGGGGGGAGGGGCGAAGCGGCCGGCUGAGGGCGAGGAGGCGGAGCGGCGCGCGGGCGCCAUCCCGCCGCAGAGACGCGAAGACGACGGCGUGUACGACGCAGAGGCUGACACUCUCGAGGGCUGGGUAGACGCCGUCAUUCAACUCCACGACAUGCAGCACGAGGAUCGCCAGGCGCUCGUCGUCACCAAUCACUACGCUGGCAUCUUCUCAAACAACCGCGUCGUCUUGACCUACGUUAGCCACGAAUUCAGGAAUCUGCUCCUCCGCGAGCCCUCUCUCAAGUUUUCCUCUCUUUACGGGCCGCGCACGUCGCCGGCGGCCGCCUCCUCGUCGCUGCCUGCCGGCUCGGGUGUCUCCUCGCGGCCGCCGUCGCUCGCGGCGGCGCCGCUGACGGCGGCGGCUUGGUCGGCGCAGCAGAAGGGCACACGCGGGGCGAUCAACGACGCGCUUCAGUUGUCGCCGACAUUUGCUUUGAAAACGCUCUUCUUCGAAGGUGCGUCGACAGAAGUUCGUCCGCUGCUUCGCGUUCUUCGGCGGCAUGCGUCGCAGUCCUUUUCUUCGGCGGGGUCGGCGAGCAUCAACGCGGCGUCGACGUUUUCAUCCUUUCGCGAAGCGGCGAAGACUUCGCUGUCGUCGCUCUCGAGACGCGAGCGAGAAGGCGAGAAGGCGUGCAACAGGAAGCGCAGGCGGGCGGGAGAAGGGUCGGAGGCAGACGGUGAGGAGAAAGACGCAGGCGUAAAGAUGCCGCGCGGAAAAGGCGAAGAAGGCGACACAGGAAGGAAGCAGACGCCCGCGUCGCCAGCGCAGGAGAUGCCGCUAGUCACGCGGCCGCUCAAGGUGUUUUUUCUCGUCUCCUCCUUCCCCGUCAGAAACAGCCGCGUCCGCGUGGCGCGCGCAGAGAUCGAUGAACGCGCCGUCGAGGACCUCACCACGCGAAAAGCGACGAAGCGUGUGAAGAUCCGCGGUUCUCUCCUGCCGCUGAGUCUCGCUCGCCUCCUCCGCGCUUUUUCGCUUCUCGGCGGUGUGUCGCUGGCGCCCGAUCGCAGAUGCCCGUGGGCGAGCGGCGAUGCGCUCGCCGCAGAGGACGCCAAAAGAGGGCGGAAAGCGGCGAAGCCGCUCGCGGUGCUCCCAGAUCUGUCGCUCUUCUUCGUCUAUAAGCCGCAGCCCCACGCGGGCGCGCCAUUCGCGGACGAAGAGCUGAUGCUCUGCAUCCCACAUCAGUCCGCCUGGCGGCAGUUUCGGUUGCUGGGUGGCGCCCUGAAGGCGAAACAUCCCGCGGUUUUUGAGCGGCUUCGCACGCUGUUUCCUCCAGUCUCCUGGGCGUUCACCGAGGAGGCAGGCGCGCAGGCCGGCGCCGACGCGCUCACCGCGCAGAAACCCAACGCGACUAAAACCCCGGUACUCGCUCUUCCCGCGCCCGUUCCCGCAACGGCAGAUGAGGAGCAUCGUGAGCGUGACCUCGCAAACCUCGUCCGCGAAGAGCUCACCGGCCUAUGCUGCCUGAGUCACCAGCUGGCGCCCGCAGAGGGCGAAAGCCUCUCGGCUCUGUGUCGUCUGUUGGACGGGCGUCAGCUGCUGCGGAUGCUCCGCGACCCGAAAGUGCCCCAGGCGCUUCGCCGCGGCGUGCGCGUGCUGAGCCACCUUUACCCUUACCGCUUUCACAGCCCUGCAGCAGAUCAGACCUCCGCGGCCUCGUCGCUUCUCUCGGCUUUGCUGGACGUUCUCCCUCCUGAGCACUUCAUCUCUGAGCACUUCCUCCACGUCGCGACCUCGCGCGGGCUGCCGCCGCACUCAGAUCUCUUUCCAGUGUUUCGGCCGGCGUGGGUUCAGGAGCUGAAGAUUCUCACUCGCAGCGGCAUCGAGGGGCGCGCAGGCCGCGGUCGCGAGGGAGCCGCAAAGGGCAAGAACGCAAACUUUGUUCUCCUCCUCAGCGACGCGAACGCGAAAACGCGGGACGACGGCCUCCAGCUCGCGCUGCGGUCGGCACUGGCCUCGCGCGGCUGCGCAAUGAUGAGGAGUGAAAACAUCUUCUUCUCGCCAGACACCCUCAUCUCAGUUCUUCAGCGCCUCUACCCGCUCUCCGCGUCAACCCACGAGAGCGAUGCUCAGGCGUUGGGCGAUCAGCUGCCGCUGCAGCGCGUCUCCAUCUUCGUGGUCGCCGCUUCGCAGAGUGUGCUGCGCCUCGUCACCGCAUCGUCGCCCUCUGCGGCCGCCCCUCGCGGGCAGACGGGGAUCGCGAAGGAAGUUGCGGAGGCGCUUCACAGCCUCAAGCGCGACUUCGAGACCUCCCGCGGGGUUGACGUUGAGCUGCAGCUCGUGUCGCCCGGCUGGAUCUACGAAUGCCACCAUACAGGAACGUUGCGGCCGCCUGCCGCGGAGUUCUACCGGCUGCAGUGGCCUUUCGCGGCGGGAGCAGGUUCCUUGGAGGCCGCACAGGCGAGCGGCGCGGCGGCAGGCGAAGCCCGACGCGGCGAAGAGGAGACAGACAAAGAGAACUGCGUCACGGGCUCUCAGCCAGGGAGGAGGGGUGGUCGCUCGGGCGGCAGGGCCUCAGGCUCUGCGGCAAGGCGCGGGGGGUCGGCGAAGGCGCCAGAGGAGACGUGCGAGGCGAGGCCGACGAGCGAAGGCAAGGCGGCCACUGCGACAAAGGCUGCAAGGCCUGCGACUGCAGGAAGGGACAGAGAGCUCGCGUUGCUCUCUGGCGACGCUGCGAAACGGGCGACGACGCCCAAGGGAGACGCAAAAGCAGCCAGCUGCGGCAAAGAACGAGAAGCGUCUGCGCUCAGCGGGAUUCCAGUCGAAGCGAAGUUCGGGGUGUCUGGGUACAGCGGCGCCCUCAGGACGCUGAAUCUGUUCCCCGACCUCCAACUCAGAGACGAAGCUCCGUAUGCCAACCUGCCGUUGUGGGGUUGGCUGGUCUUCGUCGCGCCGUCGACGCCGCUCGCGGAAGAGGACGUGGAGUUCCUCAGAAGGACGCGCGGCCUCUCGCUCGUGUCGCUGCCUGAGAGUCCGCUGGAGAACCCGGUCGUGGUGCGGAAGGCGCUGCUGACGUUUUUGCAGAAAACGCAUCAACUGCCGCUCUCCCGAGUGCCGGCUUUUCUCGCGCGGCUCGUCGUCUUCGCCGCGGUGCUGCUUGAUCCCCAAGCAGAAGAGGCCUACCAAACGCGGCGACGCGAAGCUGAGAAGCCGCUGAGCGACGACGAGGGCCCCAGGCGCAAAGCCUGCCGCGGGAUUCUCGCGCCGGAGGACGCAUCGUCUCGUCACGCCGGCCUAGUUAGCACGCCCCAAAAAGAGAAGACUAGGGAGGCGGCAAGGCACGAUGCUCCCUCUGUGGGUUCGAGACACGCCGGUUCACCAGGACCUGAGGUAUCCAGUCCUCUCAGAUCGCGCGCGUCGUCCUUGCCACUGCGCCUUUCUUCUUCCACGCCACUCAGCGUGUCCUCUGCUUCGCGGCAGGAGAAGCGCGCGCGCGACUCGCGCCAGUCUUCGCCGAUUUACGUUUUGGCGCACACGCCAACCAAGACGCCUGGGACAGCUGCGUUGCGUUCGGUCUCGAGACGCGCCGCCGGCGGCGCAGCGGGCCUGUCUUCCUCGCCGCUGCUGUCGCCUCUCACGUCGUCACCGCUUUCGCGCCGUCGCUCGCAGGCGUCCUCUCCCCUCGCGGCCGCCGCGCGCGGGGCCUCCGGCGGAGACUCCGCGCCAGGCGGCGACGCACAUGCGGCGCACACCUGCUGCGCAUGCUCGCCGCUGUCGCGAAAGAAGGGGCGCGUUUCCGCUUCGCGGGAGAAGGAGGAAGCAGCGGGCGCGUUGUUCUGUCCGCACACGUCCGUGAUUUCGCUCUACGUGAAAGAGAAGUUCGUAGCCGUCCCUGGCUUCCUCGGCAUCCCCGUCGCGCGCCUCUCGUGGCUCGGGGAGGUGCUGCAGGCGCGCACGCUCCUGUCUCUGGAGCCCUAUCUGUUGCAUGCGACAGGCGGGGCAGACGCAGCGAGCCAGUCAGACAAAGAUGCGCAGGCGCCGGCGGUACGGGGCUCCGACGCGGCUGCAGAAGCGGCGGCAGAUGCAAGAAGCACAGCCGUGCCGACCGCGGGGAAGGCCGCGACGGCGAGGGAGAAGGCAGGCGAGAGCCGCGGGCGCGAAGAAGAGAAGGAAACCGCUCCCGCGGAUGCGAGACUUCCGCCCGAUAACGAAGACGACGAAGAGACGCAGCGCAAGGAGGAUGACGGCGAGGCACGGGGCGCGGUGAAGAAAGACAAAAGGAAAAGAGAGAACAUGAAGGAGCGAGAGGAAAUCAAGGAACAAACACAGGGCUCUGAAGAGAAGAGAGCGAAAAAAGAAUAG